Molecule: messenger RNA, 870 nt
Organism: Phasianus colchicus (ring-necked pheasant)
Lineage: Eukaryota; Metazoa; Chordata; Aves; Galliformes; Phasianidae
Gene: ABRACL
Product: ABRA C-terminal like
Biological process (GO): regulation of actin filament-based process
Source: RefSeq, a predicted model, not a curated record
CACCGCGCGCAGCCAGCCGGGCGCGCAGGGAGGGGAGGUCCUGACUCCCGCCGCUCCUCCUCUUCCCCGCUGCCGAGCGGGCGGGGCUCAGCCGCGUAACCACCGCCAUCGCCCCGUCCUCAGUGCCGGGCGCUACUUGUGCCUGCGUCUUCCGGCAGUAGAGAGCGGCGGUGGGUGCGGGUGAGUGGCGGAGCCUGGCGGCGGUGGCGGGGUGGGCGUCGUAUCGGUACCGGGCGCCCGGCCGAGACCACAAUGAACGUGGAACAUGAAAUUAGCCUCUUAGUUGAGGAGAUUCGGCGGCUGGGGACCAAAAAUGCCGAUGGACAAGUGAGCGUGAAAUUUGGUGUGCUCUUCUCUGAUGAAAAGUGUGCCAAUCUCUUUGAAGCCCUAGUGGGAACUCUUAAGGCUGCAAAACGACGAAAGAUUGUCACUUAUCAAGGAGAGCUGCUUUUACAAGGUGUUCAUGACAAUGUUGAUAUCAUGCUACUGCAAGACUGAUGCAAUGUGCAUUUCAGCAGUGUUAAUUGUAUUGCUGGAGACGGUGACUUCCAACAUCCACUGAAUCAGACUGAUCAUUCUUAUGUGUUUUGAUGCAUUUUCUAUAUCUUUAUAGUUGAAAGGAAAUUUUCCUAUUUUGGAAAAACAUUCCCUUUUGUAAUUCUUCCUAAAACAGUACUGUACAUGAUCAAGGUAAAAAGAUGCCAGUUCUUUUUAUUUUUUAUUUUUUAUUUUAUUUUUUUUUUUUAAAUCUCAGGUAAUACUUUUUAAUGAUGGUUAUUUUCAACGUAUGAAGAAUGGAACUGGUAUUUUAAUGUUUACAAGUGAAAACGUGCCAUGAAAGUAAAAAAUAAAAGAACACACUUCAGUUUA